Messenger RNA from Contarinia nasturtii (swede midge), 929 nucleotides. Its product is annotated as peptide deformylase, mitochondrial-like. NCBI's taxonomy places the organism in Eukaryota, Metazoa, Arthropoda, Insecta, Diptera, Cecidomyiidae. The record is from RefSeq and is a predicted model, not a curated record. Gene Ontology annotation, molecular function: peptide deformylase activity. Gene Ontology annotation, cellular component: mitochondrion. Gene Ontology annotation, biological process: peptidyl-methionine modification; N-terminal protein amino acid modification. The transcript is spliced from 3 exons. The coding region runs from base 74 to 868 and encodes 264 amino acids.
UUAUGUCAUUUCAUAUUACGUGAAGAGCAGUCACAUUACUUUAAUACCGCUAUUGUUUACAAAAAAAAUCACAAUGCUCGUGCGACAAUUGCAGUCACACUGCACAAGAAGAGUCACAUUGUUAAAGAGUUGCUUGGAAAAACAUCAAAUUAAUCAUAAUUCAAAAAGACUAAAAUCAAUUACACAGUGGUGGAACAAAGUGUGGCAAACCUUUGAUGGAGAAGUCAUCAAACCACCUUAUAAACAUUGCGUCCAAGUUGGUGAUCCCGUUUUGAGAUGCAGAGCGGCCGAAGUUCCGGUGGAGAAGAUAAAAAGCGAUGAAGUCCAACAAUUGAUAAAACAAAUGAAAAAUGUGUUACAUCAUUAUAAUCUUCUCGGACUGGCUGCACCACAGAUCGGUGUCUCCUCUCGUGUCAUCAUUAUGGAAGCAACUGAGCAAUUGCGGGAAAAGUACCCGAAAGAUGUGUACACAAAUCGACAAAUGUCUAUUUUACCAUUAACUACAUUCAUCAAUCCAGUGCUUCAAGUAAAAAAUUUCAAUAUAAAAAUGUUCCCAGAAGGAUGUGGCAGUGUGUGCGGAUAUAGUGGAGACGUAAAAAGAUAUGAGGAGGUGUUGUUGAAUGGAUUCAAUGAAAACGGUGAUGCAAUCGAAAUGCAUCUGAAAGGUUGGAAUGCACGGAUAGCCCAACAUGACAUGGAUCACUUGAACGGACAAAUUUUUAUCGAUAUUAUGGAGAAAAAAACAUUUAGCUGUGUUACAUGGCAAGCCGUAAACGCGACCGGUGGUCAGAUACACAUACCAUUUUAUCCACCAAAGAAAAGGCUACCAAUAAAUUUGAAUCCGGCCAAGAAGAGCACGGUUACAUAAAAAAUUAUUUACUGUUUAAAUAAAUUAAAGUCAUUUCACUCUUUCAGACAUGAAAAACGAA